UCGUUGAGCAAAUAAAAUCUCUUCAAUACUGACAAUACAAAUCACGAUUUUUUAUAAAUUCAUUCUUUCUAAAAUGGCGUUUGCUCAAAACGACGACGUGAUCGUGCACUGUGAAUCAAAGCCCCCUCAGUCCGAUGUAAAGCAGUCAGCUCAUUCCGUAGACUGGCAAUCAACAAAGAAAAGCGUCUCAGAAAGAAACAGUCAUAUGUUCAACAAUUCAGACAUGAGUGAUAUCUGUUUUACUUGGGAAGGUUCAGACAAGAUAUUGUACGCUCAUAAAUAUGUCUUGGGCACCAGUAGUGCCGUAUUUCAUGCGAUGUUUUAUGGCGACUUGGCAGAGAAGAAUUCAGUUGUUCAUCUCAGCGAUACAGAUGAGAAAAGUCUGGAGGAAUUCUUGAGGUUCCUCUACACGGAUGAAUGUAAUUUGACAACAGACAAUAUUAUAUCAGUCUUGUAUCUUUCUAAGAAAUAUAUCGUGCCUUCACUAACCGAGAAGUGUGUGAAUAACUUGAAAUGUAGUAUAGAAGCCGAGAAUGUUAUGAGCAUUUUGGAACAAGCAACGCAUUUUGACGAGAGCAAAUUAGAGAUGAGUUGUUGGAAAUUUAUAGAAUCAAAUACGAAGCAAGCUGUUGUGUCAACAGAUUUCGAUAACAUCAGCCAAAAGACACUGGCGAGUUUACUGAGUCGUAACGACCUGGAUAUCGUUGAAGUCGAAUUAUUUCGAGCUGUGUUAAAAUGGAGCGACUUUCAGUGUUCGAAGAAAGAUAUGGAGAGCGACUUUCAGUGUUCGAAGAAAGAUAUGGAGAGCGACUUUCAGUGUUCGAAGAAAGAUAUUGAGGCAACAAGGGAGAGCAGAAGGUCUGUAAUUGGUGAUGCUAUUUAUGAUCUGAGAUUUCUCGCUAUGAAUGAAAAAGAGUUCGCUCAAAAUGUUGCAACAUCCGGACUGCUCACGGCUGAAGAAAUGAUUCCUAUUUAUAAUAAAUUCAAUGGAAUUGAUUCACCUGAUCUAAAGUGGAAACUAUCGGAGAAACGUUCUAUUAAUAAUAAGAUCGGUUCAUCCGAUGUUCAUCCGUUGUUCCAAAAAUACAAAUGUCAUGAAAAGGGAUUUUAUGACUAUGUUUGUCGUAAGCCGGAAGAAGAAAGCGGGAGAAAAAGUAAAAACAAAACUAAAAAGUACACUGCCACUAGAGCCUAGUUAAUUAUGAUGACAACAUUAGUAGUUAAUAUAUUGGACACAGCAUAUUUUUGUUUUCAUUGACAUUGUCCUGACAAGAGAUUCUUACUCGAGACAUUGAUUUCUUACUAGUUACAAUACGUUUCAUUUCAGCUACUUUGUCUAUUCGUAUUUUACAACAUUGAUCUCGUUAAACAUAUAAGGUUAUAUAAUAUUGAUUAGUUUAAUUCGAUUUGAAAUAUGUGGUAUAUUAUCGUGUCUCUCAGCCCUAGUUCAAACUUACGUGUCAAGCCUAAAAUCUCAUUUACAUUAUAUGCUUAUGGCCUGAGCUCAUUUGCACUGGAUUUGCAUUAAUACGUAAAAUGUAUAUUUUAUAGUAUAUGUAUAGUAGAGGUGUGCAUCGGAUCGGAUUGGACGUUUAUAAUCCGACAAUUGCCUAAUGUUUAAAAUCCGAUCCGAAAUUGUUUAAUCCGAAUCCGAUCCGAGUUUUGAUAAAGCAUUCCGAUCCGAUCCGAAGAAUUCUUUAAUAAAAUACAUUUCUCAUAAAACCAAAUCAUUUAACCAAAUAAAUAUAAAAGAAAGAAAUACAUGUCAAGAAGCUGACAAAGUGACGUCCAAUUGAAGUAUCAAACGAAUAAUGCAGCGACAACCGCGAUGAUGCUUUGAUAAAUGCAUGGAUAAUUAAUUCUUGCGAUAAUGCGUGGUUAAUUAAUUCAUUUUAUUUCGGACAUUGAAGUCCGAUCCGACUACGAAACAACUUUAUCAAUCCGAUCCGAAAUGAAUAUUUUGGUUCCGAAAUCCGAACGGAUCGGUUUCGGAUCGGAACUGCACACCUCUAAUGUAUAGCUUUAAUAUUAGUUAUGUUCACGAAAUUACACGGCUAUCGUAUGAUAUAAAUAACGUUUAUUUGUUGUCUACUCGCAUGCAAAUAUCGUCAUAAAUUCACUGUAGGCUAUCAAACCAUUUCUAUCUCGGUCUAAAAAAUUGAUGACAUCUUCGUUCAACACACCGAGCCCCCUUAACCCGAUCAUAAAUUUAUCACUUGAUAUUGUUUCCCGGUAUGCAUUGCUUUGACCGAGUGCUCGAAAAAACUGGAACGAGUGAAGUUGGUUUGUUAUUGCGUAAUCUCUCAAUAUUUUGCAAGGGUUCAUUUGUUUCGGCGCAGUGGCCUG
This is a messenger RNA of Paramuricea clavata, 2346 nucleotides long. The record is from the annotation of a GenBank genome assembly. NCBI's taxonomy places the organism in Eukaryota, Metazoa, Cnidaria, Anthozoa, Malacalcyonacea, Plexauridae.